AAAGCCAUGGCUCGCACCAAGCAGACCGCUCGCAAGUCCACUGGCGGCAAGGCGCCCCGCAAGCAGCUGGCCACCAAGGCCGCUCGCAAGAGCGCGCCGGCCACCGGCGGCGUGAAGAAGCCCCACCGCUACCGGCCUGGCACCGUGGCGCUGCGCGAGAUCCGCCGCUACCAGAAGUCGACGGAGCUGCUGAUCCGCAAACUGCCGUUCCAGCGGCUGGUGCGUGAGAUCGCGCAGGACUUCAAGACCGACUUGCGCUUCCAGAGCUCGGCGGUGAUGGCCCUGCAGGAGGCGAGCGAGGCCUACCUGGUGGGUCUGUUUGAGGACACCAACCUGUGCGCCAUCCACGCCAAGCGGGUGACCAUCAUGCCCAAGGACAUCCAGCUGGCCCGCCGUAUCCGUGGAGAGAGGGCCUGAACCCUCAGGAUUCCCCACCCGUGUAUUCCCUAAGGCUCUUUUCAGAGCC
Molecule: messenger RNA, 466 nt
Organism: Perognathus longimembris pacificus (Pacific pocket mouse)
Lineage: Eukaryota; Metazoa; Chordata; Mammalia; Rodentia; Heteromyidae
Product: histone H3
Exons: 1
Coding region: 7-417 (136 amino acids)
Cellular component (GO): nucleosome
Molecular function (GO): structural constituent of chromatin; DNA binding; protein heterodimerization activity
Source: RefSeq, a predicted model, not a curated record